AUGCGCGGGGCGCGGCGGGCGCGGCUGGCGCCGGCCAAUGGGCGCGCGCCGCCCGCGCCGCUGCCGCACGCUCUCCCUAGCGAUAAACAUACGUUUCUCGCCCCAAACAUGAGCUUUUUGUGCAACUUUAGGGCUCGAGCGUCCCCGCGCACGUUGGUCGACUGCACCACAUCCACUGUUCAUCAUCUAUCGCAUACUGAACUCCCA
Messenger RNA from Brenthis ino (lesser marbled fritillary), 207 nucleotides. NCBI's taxonomy places the organism in Eukaryota, Metazoa, Arthropoda, Insecta, Lepidoptera, Nymphalidae. The record is from the annotation of a GenBank genome assembly.